This is a messenger RNA of Lactuca virosa, 894 nucleotides long. The record is from the annotation of a GenBank genome assembly. Lineage: Eukaryota; Viridiplantae; Streptophyta; Magnoliopsida; Asterales; Asteraceae.
AUGGGAGAAAACGCUACAUAUAUAGAAGCUGGAAAUUGCGUAGGAAAGAAAAAGAUUUCCCAAACGGGAAUCAAGGUUAACUGCAAUGGUGGCGAGAAACCAACAUUUGGUUCCCAUAACAUGGGGAUCAUCAACAAAGUUCAGUAUACUUCAGUUGAUGAUAUGUUUUCAGGCGAUUCAUUGUCAGAGUGCAAUUUAUUUUCUGGGAAAUGGGUGUUUGAUAACACGUCUUACCCUCUUUACAAAGAGAAAGAAUGCAAAUUCAUGUCGGAUCAAUUGGCCUGCAACAAGUUUGGAAGGGAGGAUUUGAGCUAUCAGAACUGGAGAUGGCAACCUCACCAUUGUGACCUUCCAAGGUUCAAUGCAACAAGAUUGUUGGAGAGGCUAAGGAAUAAGAGGAUGGUGUUUGUAGGGGAUUCUUUAAAUAGAGGCCAAUGGGUUUCAAUGGUUUGCCUUUUAGAUUCAUCCAUCCAGGAUCCAAACCUCAAAUUCAUGAACUACAAUGGUUCUAAUUUAAUCUCCUUCAAAGCCGUGGGGUACAAUGCAUCGAUCGAGUUCUAUUGGGCACCAUUGUUAGUCGAGUCUAACUCGGAUGAUCCAGUGAACCAUAAGCUACCAGAAAGGAUUGUUCGAUCUCAAUCUAUUGAAAAACAUGCUAGGUUUUGGACUGAUGCUGAUAUACUGGUAUUCAAUUCCUAUCUUUGGUGGAGAAGACCCCAUAUCAAAGUCUUGUGGGGUUCGUUUGAAGAUAAAAAUGGGAUAUAUAAGGAAGUGGAAAUGCUUCGUAGCUAUGAAAUGGCUUUAAAGACAUGGUCGGAUUGGUUGGAGAUUCAAGUUGAUCGAGCCAAGACUCAGUUGUUCUUUAUUAGCAUGUCACCUACUCAUGAAAGGUAA